AUGGCGAGCUAUCAGCGCGUCGUGAAUGGCACCAAAUGCUGUUAUAACAUUGUCAAGACUUCUUAUGUUUGGCACGUAUCGGCCGUAGAUACCUCCAGCAGCGGCAAAACGGCCCACACGGAUGGCAACCGGGCCCCCCUCUCUGAUCAGCUCCGUAGUCAAAGGUUCAUGCCAACAAUCUAUCAGCGGCGACACUGUCUUACAUUCUACAUCUUGUUACUCAGUCCGGUGACAGAAGAGCAGGAAAUGGCCUACUCCUAUGUCAGGGCGGACAAGCAGAGUCGUCCCGGGAGAAGCUGCUUUCGAGAUAUCUACAUUCUGACGGCCUUAAUCUCUCACCCCGCAUCUUCGCUAGCCAUUUCUCUAGUCAUUCUUCCUGCAAUCGGGGUCCGGGAUGAUCCCGGGGGACGCUUUGACCUGUAA
Molecule: messenger RNA, 423 nt
Organism: Fonsecaea nubica
Lineage: Eukaryota; Fungi; Ascomycota; Eurotiomycetes; Chaetothyriales; Herpotrichiellaceae
Product: 37S ribosomal protein MRP4, mitochondrial
Exons: 2
Coding region: 1-423 (140 amino acids)
Source: RefSeq, a predicted model, not a curated record